UCUUCGGUCACUGACAAAUGCGUUCAUGAUGAACCUGGCGUUGUCUGACCUGGUGUUCACCUGCGGCCUCCCCUUCUGGGUCUCCUAUCACCUGAAUGGCUGGAGCUACGGUGACCUCACCUGUAAGGCGGUCAGCUUCCUGUUCUAUGCUGGCUACUACAGCAGUGGCAUCUUCCUCAUCCUAAUGACGCUGCAUCGUUACCUGGCUGUGCUCCACCCCCUGUCUCACCUGCUGUCAGGCUCCUCCCACUCUCAGGGCACCUGGAGCGCUGUUGUAUCAUUGGUCGUCUGGACUGUCAGUCUGUUAGCUGCUAUGCCAGCUCUCAUCUUUACCAAGGUCAUCAUCAGUGGUUCUAACGACCGUAAACAUCCUCUGGACCCUAACAACCCUUAUGGGCCUAGUGACUCUAACGCCCCUAGUGGUGAACAGCGGUACUGUGAUGUUACAGAUGUCAGCUGGAGGCUGUGGGGGGUCUACCAGCAGAACAUCCUGUUCAUAGUGACAUUAUUAGUGGUGUGUGUCUGUUACAGUCAGAUUCUAGUCCGCCUCCUGAGGCCCAGGGUUAGGGUUAGACGCCAGAGGAGCGGAGGAUACAGGAGGAGUCAGAGGACUGCCCGGCUGGUCUUCGGCCUGGUCCUGGUUUUCUUUGUGGGCUGGGCGCCGUACAACGUGGUCAUCUUCCUCAGGACGCUGGUGUAUAAGAGUCAAGAUGGCGGCGAUGCUGGCAGUGCUGAGUCAUCCACAACACUAUGGCAGGAGUGUGGCACCAGCAACACGUUGGACUACUCCUUCUAUGUGACCAGGCUGCUGGCGUUCUCCUACUGCUGUCUCAACCCUCUGUUCUACGUGUUCGUUGGGGUCAAGUUCCGGAACCACCUGAAGAGACUGUUGAAGGGUUGUUGUCAUGGUGUUACCGUUGUCAAUAACAACAACAACUUCAGUGUUCUGAACAGGAGCAGCAGACUGACAUCACAGUCCAGUGGGGAGUUCUCACUUUAAAUAACAACA
Molecule: messenger RNA, 1009 nt
Organism: Salvelinus sp. IW2-2015
Lineage: Eukaryota; Metazoa; Chordata; Actinopteri; Salmoniformes; Salmonidae
Product: chemokine XC receptor 1
Biological process (GO): cell chemotaxis; calcium-mediated signaling; positive regulation of cytosolic calcium ion concentration
Cellular component (GO): external side of plasma membrane; membrane
Molecular function (GO): C-C chemokine receptor activity; C-C chemokine binding
Source: RefSeq, a predicted model, not a curated record